AUGCCCGACGCAGUCAAAGCCGCAAACUACAUCCAACAGCUCGACGAUGCCCGCUGCGACGAGAACUGGGAUGCCGUGCCCGAGCUGAUCCGCAAAGUGCGCAAGCACGCCCCAGACCGAGUCUGCCUCACCCUCACCGCCGAAAUCGAACACUCCCUAGCCAAGUCCAACUUCAAACACACCCCCGCAACCGACAGCACCACCCGACCCCCAACCGCCUCCAACGCCCCCGCCGGCCACGAAGCCUCCAACCGCCUGCCCGACCUCCUCACAGCCAUCGACGCCGAAGCCGACCACCCCGAAGACCGCUUCCAAGCCCGCGUCUGCGCCGGCUGGCUGCUCUGGGUCCUGCACGAGUACCCGGCCGCGCUAGCCCGCUUACCACGCACCCUUCUCGAUCAGCAGGAGCCUGCCGCUUCCUCCUCCGACGGCCAUGAGGGAACAGGAACAAACCAAGACCGCGGCAGCAGCAGCGUAGCAGCCUACCGCCCAUCAUCCUGGACAAAAGUAUGCGGUCUCAAAGCCGCCUACCUCCGAGCCAACUGUCUCGCGCGGGACGGCCAACGCGAGGGUGCGCUGCAGGCGUUUGAGACGGCGCUGCCGACGCUGAGCGAUGUGUGGGCGGCGGGUGCGGCGUCGCCACCUACGCGUCCACAGACGCGGUUCUGGGCCGAGUUGUUUCUGACCGAGUUUUGUAUGCUGAAUGCGCAGGCGCUGAGGGAGGGGAGUCGUGCGUUGGGGGACCAGGGGUGUUUGGCGGGGUUUAGGACUUGGGCGAAGUUUUGGUUGCCGUCGCAGCAGCAGGCCGGGGUGGUGACGGACUGGACGGCGAUUGGGGGGUAUGGGUUCCGGGGCUCGGUGCCUCGGCGGCAGGUGUGGAGGGAGUAUUAUUUUGCGCUGUCGGAGAUUCUGCGGGGGGAUCUGCCGUACCCGGCUGGGUACGUAGCGGUCGGUCAGAACAGCAAGGAGAAACAGACACCGUCGACCCGAAACAAGCUGGCACAGGAGGUGGUGGAUAUUCAAGCGGCGUAUGGCCGGCUGCUGCUGGACGAGACCAAGUUCCCGCGGGCGGACGAGGAGCGGGCGGACGUGGAGGAGUUUGUGCGGCGGCUGAUGCAGAAUUUUGAGAUUCUAAACGGGUCGGGAGGCCGGAAGGAUGUGCUUCUGGGCCGGUUUGUAAAAGACACGCUGUAUGAAGCGGCGGCUAAGACGUACCACUCGACGGCUAUCCUGCGGUACAUGUUCACGGCCCAUCUGGCGGCCGCCCAGUUCAACAUGGCGUUUCGCGCGGCGGACUCGUGGUUGGAGUUAGUCAAGAAAGGCAGGGCCAGGGUGCAGAAGACGGGCCAUCGGGAGCCGGCGUUGGAUGAUGAUGCCACGACGCUGACGACCCUCUCGGCGUGUAUCACGGCGCUAUGUCGGUUUGGCGGAAGGGACGAGGCCGAGAAGGCGUAUAAGUUGGCGGAGGAACUGGAGGAACUGGUGCUGGAGGAGGAAGACAAACAGAAGACGAAGAGCGGCGAUUAUGACGAUUCUCGGGAGGUACCCGGGGAUGUGCUCGCGCUCGCAUGGCAGUCAGUCGGCCAAGCCAAAGCCCACUGGGCACGCGCGACCUACGACGCCGAAUCGCGCCCGGGACUCCAAGAAAAAGCCACUCGGUGCCUAGCCCGGUCCCUCUCACCCCGCUACCGCCGCCCCGUCGACCCCAAGGGCGUGUUCGCUCUGGCAGUGCUGUACGCCGAGCAGCGCAAGCUGUCCGCGGCCAUCGACCUGGUCAAGUCCACGCUGCUGGGCGACAAGCCGCUCACCACAAGCCAGCAGCUGCGUCUGGGCCCGUACUACCGCGAACGCGCGCUCAUCCCCCUAUGGCAUCUCCUCGCGUUGCUACUGAGUGCUAGACAGGAGUAUGUCCUGGCUGCGCGGGCGUGUGAGGGCGCUAUCGAGCAGUUUAAGGAUCCGUAUGUGCUGUUUGGCAGUCGCCAUCUUGCCGGGCCUGGGGGGUAUCGGAGUGAGCACCUCAAGGAAGCUGCUGCCAAGGGUUCUGACGACGGCGGGAAAGCGGGUGGUGAUGGGCUGGUGGAUGAGAUGGACGAGUUUGAGAAGGAGGGGAUCCUGCAGAUCAAGAUCACGCAGUUAGCCAUCCUCGAAGUGGUUGAGGGCCCUGCCGUGGCGGUCAACGCGAGCACUGAGCUGAUCACGCUGUUUACGCGGCUGUUUGGGAACCUGGACCAGGAGGUUGAGUUGGCUAGGGUUGAACCGCCCAAGACGGCGGCUACUACGGCAGGGCAUAGUCUCAGGGGGAGUAUCUUUGGGAGUAAGCACCAGCAUCACCCGCGGCAGAGCGUUACCACCACCGGAGAAGCCGCUGCUACGACAUCAUCCCCCCCACGACCGCAGACAACGCAAACAACGCAAACCACGCAAACCGGCCAAUCUUCCCCGACGGACGUCAACUCCAACGAACCCGUCAAGCGCACCCGCAACAGCCUGCGCAAGCGCACCCGCAGCGUCAGUCGUCCGCGGGCUGCUAGUGGCGCGGGGUCUGUCGGUGUGGCUGGCCCGCCGGUCCCGCCGUUGGAUAGUGCAAAGUACUCGGCUGCGUUUGAUGCCGGGGCGUUGCCGAGUUAUGGGUCGGGUACGCCGACGGGACGGUCCUCGGCGCAGUCGCAGACUCAGGGUCAGACUCAGGCACAGCAGUCACGGCCUGCUGCGAACGGCACUACCACCGGAACACCCGACAACGGCAACUCAGCAGCGGCCACACCCCCCCGACAAACACCCGGCCUUGCGUCCCCUCUAUUGCCUUUUGUGACCUUCCCCGAGCGCAGACAACAACUGCGGCGGAAUGCGAUCUUGGUGCGGGUGUGGUUGGUUAUUGCGGGGUUUUAUCGGCGUGCUGGGCUGUUGGAUGAUGCGGAGAAGGCGAUGGGGGAGGCGGAACGGGCUGCGGGGGGGGUUGAUGGUGAGGGUACUUUAGAGGGUGUGGGGGUUGUGACUGGGGAUGAUGUGGAUGGUGAGGGGGGGUUGGGACUUGGGUUUGGGAUGGGUGUUGAUGAGGCGAGGGCUGAUGUACAAGUUGAGAAAGGACGAACCCUCCUGGCCCGCGGCAAAAAGUUCGCCGCACGCCGCGAAUUCGAAAUCGCCCUCACCCUCUGCCCCGACCACCCGGCCGCCGUCGUCGAACUCUCCAAUCAGCUCCUCGACAUCUACACCGAGCACAUGAUCCCCAUCCCCGUCGCCCCAGAGCUGUACCUCCAAAACCUCGCUCUCGACGAGGCCGGCAACAUGGUGCCCGUCGCUGCCGACCCGGACGAGACCGACGCGGGACUACGCACGGGGCCCAUCCCCAGACACAAGAAGAGUGCCAUCCCCCCGCUGCCGUCGACGCCGUUGGGUUUGUUCAAGAAAGAGGGCGUUACCUCUGUAUCCGUCCCAGCCCACCACGGCAGUCACCCCACCAACCACGAAAACACCAACGGCCACGCCCCAUCCCUAUCCACCGCGCCAUCUCUCGUCCCCUCCCUCCAACCCCUCCCGGAACCCAUCAACCUGAGAUCUAACUUCCUCGGCCCCCCCCUAACCCCCCCAGCCAAAACAACCACCCUCCCCCUUCUCGACCGUCUCGCGGCGCGGGACCGUGCCUACGGGCUACUGUCGGCGCUGACGAGGCUGGGUAGCGGGUGGGAUGAUGCCGAGGCGUGGUUGGCGCUGGGCCGGGCGUAUGAGGAGAGCGGGCAGGUGGAUAAGGCGAGGGGGGCGUUGUGGUGGUGUGUGGAGUUGGAGGAUGGUCGGGGGGUUAGGGCGUGGGGGGUUGCGGGGGGGUAUGUUUUGUAG
Molecule: messenger RNA, 3834 nt
Organism: Dichotomopilus funicola
Lineage: Eukaryota; Fungi; Ascomycota; Sordariomycetes; Sordariales; Chaetomiaceae
Exons: 5
Coding region: 1-3834 (1277 amino acids)
Molecular function (GO): protein binding
Source: RefSeq, a predicted model, not a curated record